GCGGCUUGAUUCUAUGGAGACAGAAGGGAGAAGCAGAGGCAAAGUGCGCUGAAUGUUGAGGGGAGUCUCAGAGGAGUGCAGCUCCUGGACGUGGACUCGCAGGUGAAUUUCGUCACGGUUAUGUCUCCGCGUUCGCAUUUGCGCGUGGAAAUCGCCCCCCUCCCAUCAGCCUGAGGGCUCCCGCGCGCUCCAACCCCACUUCAUCGGGACCUUGACAGUCCCCCGCACCUCCAGAGCAGAUGUUCUGCGGGCUCUCCCUGCUGCUGCAGUUGCGGAUGCCCGGGUAGUGGGAGGCUGAAGUCGGAGGCAAAUGCUGAGCCGGGAGAAGAAGAAGGAAGAAGAAGCCGGGUUCGCGCUCGAUCUGGGCUUUCUGCCCCACGCUGCCAGCAUGUUCAGCUGCGUGGGCUGCUUUUGGGUGCUGCUGUCCUCCGCUCUGGUCGCCGUCUGCAGUUUCAGCUUCAUCUCUCCCGCCUGGAUUGUUAAGGAGACGCCGAGGAGCGGCCACCAGCAUCCCCAUCCUCACGACAAGGGCUCGGUCAGCUUCGGCUUGCUGUGGCACUGCUCCGAGUCUCUGGACCGCAUGUACCGCUGCUACACCUUUGGAGGACUGGGCAGAUUCGCUGAGAUCCCCUCCAGCUCCUGGCAGACCAGCGCAGUGCUGUGCUCGGGAGGCUGUGCUCUACUGGCAGUCAGCUCCCUCUUGGCCAUUAUCACCGUCUUCCUUCCCAGCGGAGGAUGUGAGAGGAGGGCCUGCACCCUGGCUGGAUACAUGCAGAUGGCUGCAGUAUUCAUCAUGGCUGCAGGACUGCUGAUCUACCCUUUCGGCCUUAACUCCUCACUGGUCCGCUCUUUCUGCGGAGACUCCGACAUCUACCAUGCCGGCGAGUGCCAGAUCGGUUGGGGCUACAUGCUGGCGAUUGUCGGAGUCAUGCUCACCGUUUUCUUGCCCUUCUUUGCCAAAUAUGCCCCAAAGGAGCAUCUGUCCCCCACCCCUUUGCCCACUCUGUUAUAGUUCCUUUUGCCAUCUCCUGAUGCCCCGGCAACAACGUCACACCUUAAAAGGCAUAGGUAAAGCUGAAAGCAACAGCUGCAAACUCCGUCUUCCUGCAUCAAGAAAAUGAAAUUAUAAGUAACCUUCUUUAAUGGUGAUGAUUUGUUAUUUAGAUUGACAUAUCUGUCAUUUUUAUGUCAGUUAAGGAGAUAAUGCAGUGAAGAGAAAUAUGGGAGAAAGCAGACCCUUUAAAGUGGGUAAAAUCCGACACCAACUGAACAAAAGGUCAGUGUGGCGUCACACGGCCUUACGGCUCUGUUUCAUGAUGUUUCAGUUUUACCAUGAGGCAAUAGAGGCAUUAAAGGGCAGGAACAUUUAUGGAUCUACAGAGCUGAGAAUUAACCCUGAGGGAGCUGCAUCUACAAAGUCAUGUCCGUGUGAUCUGGAUCGAGCAGCAGAUCCGUGAUGUUUUCUAAAAUGUACAGCCGGAAGAUCUUGGAGGGAGUAACUUCAAGAAGAACCCGUGUGACUUGCAAACACGCUGGAUUUACAAACUGUCACCAUGAAAUGGACAAGCGGUGCAGCAGCUGAACUGAAAACUGCCUCCAUCUCAGGAGAGCAAAAAAAAAAAUAAAAAAAGAUUUUAAAAAAAAGUUGGGAUCCAACAUGUGUUAAUCUGUUUUCCAAGAUUUGUUUGUGUGAUGUCCUUCGCUUGUUUCUUUCUGUUCAUAACACACAAUACUAAAAACUGUAAUUCAGGAAAAAACGUUAGAGAAAAAGGCAGGGAAAUGAAGAAAAUUUGAUCAGUAAUGCAUGAUGGGAUGGCGUUUGUUAGCGGUAGAACAAUUGAGCUGGACUUUAAAUGUGAUCUGACCACAUGUGCCUUCUAACAUAACCAAGACGUGAUUCUAAUACCUGAUCAGGUUAUUUUCUGCUAAAAAAAAAAACUAGCUGCUUUUGUGCGAUGUUUCAUUAUUUUCUCCCACUUUGCUCCUGUCAGCGGUAAAGUGUUUCCUUACUUGAUGCAGUACGACCUCUUGGAGUUGAGAAGAUGUUCUGGAGGAAAAGCAGUAAUUUCUGGAGAGGAAAGUGAAGUUUGUGCGUUGGACCCGUGUGACUUUUAUGCCAUUAGUCCAGAAAAAGGUAGAGUAAGUAAAACUGCAUCAUUAUGACAUGCAUGUUUUUCUCAUGUCAUAUGGAGAAUUCGCUAAAGCAUAACUUUGCUUUGUUCAUCUAUGCGUUACACACAUUCUGUGAAGGAAAAAGUAUUUGUCUCUACUUGGUUUUAUACGUUUGCCCACUGACAAUAAAUGAUUCCAUGGUUUUAAGGAUAAAAUUGCAGAGUUAAAGACAAAUGUAAAAGAAAAACAUCCAAAAGCUCAUAACUUUAUUUUAAGGACUGAAAUAAGUAUUUUUCCCAUUCAUUAACAUGACUUUUCUGGCUAAACUCAUGUUCAUUUCUUGCAGGAUUGAACUUCCACCAAAUUCAGUUUCUGCAUUUUAAACAAACUUUCUUAAUAAAAUGUUGCAGUUCCUCAAAUGACCACUGAAAUCUGGUGUUAGAAAGGAGCACAGUCUCAUUGACUACCAUGUUAAAAAGCUUAGCUUUACACCAUUCUUAGUUGUUUAGUAUGUUUCAUUAUCUAUUUAUGACAACUUUGAAGUCAGAGACAAACCAGAACUGUAUUAGGCCCAUGGUGUUCACACUGGACAAGCAGGGAGGGGCUACUUUUUCCUUUUCUACUGUUUACUAGUGCAUGUCCACCACCUACAGUUGAAAGAGGCUUGAUGCGAAAUGUUGAAGGCUUUUCCUUUCAUAGCUCUAUUCGGAUAUGUGAUGGAUAAUUAUGUAUAAUUUACAAACUGCAAUGUUUCAUUUCUUAUCAGUGAUGUCUUUGCAGUCAUUGGGAGCAUUCCCCCUCCAAACAUGGAGAGUUGAAAGAGGGUCUUGUCUGAACACAACACAGUUCACCUCUGAAUCCCUGAAAUCCCUUCCCACCUAACUGGUAUCUGUCUGAUCAGCUAAACUUCACAUAGUUAUGUAUAAAAGUCCCAGAUUAAGAUUGACAAGUCAUUUCUUUUAUUCCAGCAGCAUAUUAAUCUAAAUGCUAUUUUCUUACCAAACCGCUUUGAUGGUCUUGUUACCCAUUCCAGACUUGUGAAGGUCUACAGACGUCCUGACAUCUGGGUCAUACAGUUGACUGACUGAGUCUCUAGCACCCUUUCAUCUAAAAUCAUAUUUUCUUGAUUGGUGGAACAUCAAAUACUGCAUCACUUUCUGUUCAAAUAAUCAUUGAAAUGAUAGAUUUGUCAGUGGAAAAACAUAAAAAAGCAUCCGGGGAUGCAUAUUAGGUUCUUCUCCAGUAAUCUAGAAGAGCUGGAUUACUUAAACAAAUUUGAUAAACUGCUGACUUCCUUGUUUUUGGGGAAGGAGAGCAUAAAUAUUUUGCUUGGUUGUAGGCUAAUGCUUUGAUGUUUUUGUUGACCAGUUUUUGGACCCUUCCAGUCAUCCUCCCUGCACCAAAACUUUCCUCGUUACCCGUCUUGUACACUGCCAAUUUCAUGAAGCCUGACUUCCUCUUCUAGUGGACGUUUGUGUGCAUAUUUGUAAAAAAUAAAAAUAAACAAACAUUCUGGUUUAAAGUUUACAGAAUAAACUGUCCGUGAUUUCAAGUUUGAGGUUUCCAUAGCGACAUGUCCUGACAAAUGACUGUGUUUUUGUAGCCAUUUCUGAGAGCUGAUCCAGAGAGGAGUUGUUGGUAUUGUAGUGGACCUCAUAGUGUGAGUGGCUGUGUGGGGACGGGGGCGUGGCUGCAUCGGCUCGUCUUUCUGUUUGUUGACCUGUUGUGCGUAAGUCUCAGCACUGGUAAAAACCCUUUUGAUAGACUAGUAUUAUUAUUUUGUUGUUUUGUUUUUUUCCAUUGUGAUGUUUGACUGUAAAUAAACUGUUCUUGAUA
Messenger RNA from Oryzias latipes (Japanese medaka), 3948 nucleotides. It is a transcript of the gene lhfpl7, whose product is annotated as LHFPL tetraspan subfamily member 7. Gene Ontology annotation, cellular component: membrane. Lineage: Eukaryota; Metazoa; Chordata; Actinopteri; Beloniformes; Adrianichthyidae. The record is from RefSeq and is a predicted model, not a curated record.